This is a messenger RNA of Epinephelus moara (kelp grouper), 1927 nucleotides long. It is a transcript of the gene vstm2a, whose product is annotated as V-set and transmembrane domain containing 2A. Bases 225 to 935 code for a protein of 236 amino acids. The record is from RefSeq and is a predicted model, not a curated record. The transcript has 5 exons. NCBI's taxonomy places the organism in Eukaryota, Metazoa, Chordata, Actinopteri, Perciformes, Serranidae.
ACACACAGAGGGGAAAGAGAAGAGGAAAAACACAGAACUUCAGCAACGAGAAGCUGUAGUUUUGCAGCAUGUUCAACCGUCGGCAAUCUCCGUUUAAACACACUCGCCCAGCAACUGUUUGAUUUUGCUGGUGUGUUGGCAUUAUCUUUUUUUUUUUUUGGGAAACAUUCGCCUUUUUCCCCCCCUUUCGGCUGAUGUAAAAGAACCUACCCUCCUAUAUUGGAAUGAUGUGGACCUCUCAUGAUACUGUUGGAUUUGUUUUCUUAGCCGGAUUUUGUGUGCAAUUCGGAUUCUCCUUCGAAGGUCGCUUCACGGAUCUGCCCUCCAACAUGACGGUUAAAGAGGGACAAAACAUAGAAAUGGCGUGUGCUUUCCAGAGCGGAACCGCGUCGGUGUAUUUGGAGAUCCAGUGGUGGUUCGUGAAAGCGCCGGAACCCACUGACAGCGAGGAGGAGGUCGAUGCUGAAGAGAUGGAGAUGAUACCGGAGCCUGAUCCUGACGACGAGGGCACAAAAAUAAGUACAGUGAAAGUCCAGGGCAACGACAUCUCACACAAGCUGCAGAUCUCCAGAGUCAGCAAGAGCGACGAAGGACUGUACGAGUGCCGGGUGACACGAGCUAACUACGGAGAGAUUGUGGAGUACAAAGCCCAAGCUUGGCUGAAGGUCAACGCCACGGCCAGGCCACGACGACCACUUCUGCCUCCCAAGAAAAGCUCCCCGCUGCACCUGACAGACAAGAAGCCGAGAAAGUCCAGCUCACCUCUGGGUCAGGACAGCAUGAGUUCAGACCAGAGGGUGGCCUCCACCUCCACCUCUCACACAUCCUCCAAUACAGCUAAACACAACCCCGGCUCAGGUACAAGAAUAUCAUCCAGCUAUGGACUGGCUGUCCUCAUUCUGGCGUGUGGUUUGGUGAGGGAUGCCUUGUUAUAAUUUGAAGAACUGACAUGGUCUGUGCCCUGAUCUCGCUCUCUCUCUCUCUCUGUUUGCUCUCAAAGUGAACGAGAAAAUUGCCUGUUUUAUCCCUUCCCCACCCACCCCCACCACCCACCAUGCGGACAGCACAGUUGGCCCUCAUUUCCCUGCCACUAUACUGCUCUUGCACCCAGCACAUUGUUAUUAGCCACUGUAAACACCUGUCACCUUUAAACCAGUUGGAUUACCUUUUGUACAGACGUCGACUUGACACCAUCCGAGGUGCAACGCUCCGGUGCGAAUAAACGGACUCUGUAUCUUGUUGGAUAACUCUCAUGGAGGAAUGACUUUCUUAUGGUUUCGCUGUUCCAGUUCAUGUGUUUAUUGCUCAAAAGUGAACAAGAAAAAAGGAGAAUCUAUAUUUGUGUAAUAUAUAUGAUUCUAAAUAUAUAUCUGUUUUAUUUGAAACACGUAGAAUUACUGUAUGUGCUGUAUACAUAGCUGAAACUCACCAUAUUGGCCAUGGAAUUUCAUUGUGAAUAGGCCCUCGCAAAGAAACAGAAGAAAUUAAAGUACACGUUAAUUUAGACUGUUAACAUUAACCACAUGGUUAAAAAGGGUUCUCAUUUUUCUUCAGCUAUACUGACCAUCUAAAUUAUCUAAUGUGCAUAGUUUUACAUCAUGUUAGUGAUACAUACUGUAUACAGGUGUGCAUGCUUAUUGGUCUGACAGCUUAAAAGAGGGGAACAUAAGUUCUAUGAGCUACACAAUUCUACACUUGGAGUUCAGUGUUACAGUAUGUUCAAUUUAGUUUUAUUUUAAUGUGCUAGCUUUGGUGUGAAUAAAAAAAUGUCCCUUGUCAUUUUAAUUUGUAUUGCAUCCUCAGUAGGAAUAAAAAGGAUGUCACAAUUUAUGAGUCAUUGAAAAUCCUGAUAUGUGACCAUUGGAUGAUUCAUUUUAAUUGACGCACAUCGUUUUCAAAUGGCAUGCUUCAGUUGCACCUCCCUGGU